Molecule: messenger RNA, 1701 nt
Organism: Funneliformis caledonium
Lineage: Eukaryota; Fungi; Glomeromycota; Glomeromycetes; Glomerales; Glomeraceae
Source: the annotation of a GenBank genome assembly
AUGAGCCUUAAAACUGGUUUAAAACCUUCUUGCUAUGAAUUUUUUCCCGUAAAUGAAAUGAAAAAAGUUUUACGUGAAGCCGCUGUACAAUGUUCUGAGCGAGGUCUUUAUUUUUCUACUAAAUGGAUAGCUGAAACAUUAGAAGGAUUACCUGAUCAACCUGUUGAUACUUCAGAAAUGGAUAUAUCAUUAGAUUCUAGUAUACAAGAGAAUAUUUAUACUUUAUCAUCCACCCUUGAUAAAGAUUUAACGAAUCUUGAUCCAGCCGAAUAUGAUAAAUAUCUUUUGAGCAAAAGUUAUUUUGAUGUCAAGGAAUUCGAUAGAGCUGCCUACUUUCUUGAAUCAUGUAAUUCUCCAAAAUGUAGAUUUUUAAGAAUAUAUUCAAAAUAUUUGGCUGGAGAAAAACGAAAGGAUGAAGAAAGUCAUGAUAUUAUGGGACCAAUGAAUGAUUUAAAGACUUUUAACAAGGAGAUACCUAAACUAAUGGAAGAAAUGGAAUCUUGGCGUGAUUCUCGUGAAAUGAAUGAUGUUAUGCGCAAACAAUUAUAUCCCCAAGACAAGAAUCUUAAGGAUUUAUUUCUGGAAUCAGUACAGAAUUAUUAUUAUAAUUGGAGUGCUUGGGUUGAGUUAGGUGAAUGCAUCAACAAUAAAGAUAUGUUAAGAGAUAUACUAAACCGAUUACCAAAUACUUUUAUGUCAUUGUUUUUCAAACUUCACAUGUCGGUCGAAUUACAAGAUCUUCCACAAGCAUUUACUGAUAUCGUUGCGGAAUUUCCACCGGAAUAUGUAAAUAAUAGAUUCUUACAAACAAAACAAGCCACAAUGUAUUAUAAUAAUCGGGAUUAUGAUUGUUCUGAAAUAGCAUUUGAUAGAUUACUUAAAUCUGAUCCAUAUAGAAUAGAUGAUAUGGAUAUAUAUUCGAAUGUUUUGUAUGUAGUCAAUGAGAAAAGUGCAAAAUUAAGUAUUUUAGCUCAUAUGUGCGUGUUUUCGGAUAAAUUUCGCCCCGAAACUAUGUGUGCUUUAGGAGAACGAGAGAAGGCAAUUUCAUAUUUCAGAAGGGCUUUACAGAUCGACCAAACCUGCUUAUCAGCGUGGACGUUAAUGGGACAUGAAUAUGUGGAAAUCAAAAAUACUCACGCUGCCAUAAUUUCAUAUAAAAGAGCAGUAGAAGUAAAUCCAAAAGAUUAUAGAGCGUGGUGUGGACUUGGACAAAUAUAUGAGUUAUUGAAUAUGUCAUUCUAUGCAAUUUAUUAUUAUCAGCGUUCAUCGGCAUUAAGACCGUAUGAUGCUAGAAUGUGGUUAAGAUUGGCGGCGCUUUAUGAACAACAAUGUUUAUAUGUGGAAGCCAUUAAAGGAUUUAGUAGAGCGCUUGAAUCAAAAGAUAUCGAUGAUAAUAAUACCAUUCAGGCUAUGACAAAAUUGGCUAAACUAUAUGAGGAUUACGAUCCCGAAAAGGCCGCUGCCAUUUGGCUUCGUUUAUUAGAUCGAGAUGAUUUACAUGAGGAUGCGGACGAAAGAAAAGACGGACAUAAAUAUCUAGCUUCUUAUCAUAAGGAGAAAGGCGAAACAGAAGAAUGCAUGAAGCAUGCUGAUAUUUUAUCUGGAUUUGGAGGAUCGUCAAAAGAAGAUGCAAAGAUCAUAGUAAAGGAGCUGAAACAAUCAAAAAAGUCAAGUCAGGAUGAAUCUAUAAUAGAUUCAUGA